Cylicostephanus goldi is the source of this 300-nucleotide messenger RNA. Lineage: Eukaryota; Metazoa; Nematoda; Chromadorea; Rhabditida; Strongylidae. The record is from the annotation of a GenBank genome assembly.
AUGAAAAUUAUUCUUUUUGCGCUGAUUCUCUGCACUGUUUCGGCAUGGGUGACAUAUUUGCCGAAGGACAUCGACAACAAACCUCCUUGGUGCGAGAUCUGCAUAGAUCUAGCCAAGAAGCUAAAAGAAGCCCUAAAUGGAGGUGAAGAAUUGAAGGAGGUUGCUCAUAAAUUCUGCAACGAAAAAAUACCAUUGCUUCUCAUAGAAGCAUGCCACAAAAAUGUGGACAAUUAUUGGGAGAAAGUUAUCGAAUCACUGGAGGUGAGCUUCGAACAAAAGAAUUAUUUUAUCUCAAUCUAG